GUAAAUUACACUAAUAGGGUGAGAUCGGGAACAAAGAUGGAGUUCGUUUGUGCUCAGUUCCCACGGAGAAACGCUUUCAUAAUUUGAUCAGUUUGUUUCUACUGAGUGGACAAGAUGGCAGCAUCUGCAAGUCCUGCCUCUGUCACAUCUCCACAGGAGGCUGGACCAGCAAACAUCAUCAAGAUGUUUACAACAUACACUAACAUUCUUACAGAAGCUUCUGUUCCUGAAGAUAAAAAAUUGAAGGCUGCACAAGAAAUCAGUGAAAACUUUGAGACAAUUGUCCAGUCUACAAGUUAUACAGCAUUCUUGGAGCAUUCAAUACCAAGAUUUGUACAGUAUCUUAGAGAUGGAGAGCCACAUUUUGUUACUGAAGUUCCUACACAGCAACUGAGAAAACUUUUACUUGAGAUUCUGCAUCGUAUACCUACCAAUGAACAUCUUAGACCUCAUUUCCAGUCCAUAUUGUCUUUGAUGUUUCAUCUACUGGAGAUUGAAAAUGAAGAGAAUGUAUUGGUGUGUUUGAGGAUCAUUAUUGAGCUCCACAAACAGUUCAGACCACCUUUACAAUCUGAGAUACAACACUUUCUACAGUUUGUGAAGACAAUUUACAAAGAUCUACCAACAAAUGUGAAACAAUUUUUUGAUGUAGUUCCUAUAUCAGCUACCGGCUUUUUACCAGAGGGGAAUGCUACAACUGCAACUACCACUACCACCCCUGGGAUCAACAGUGGAGCUACCUCCACCACCUCCCCCCUGAACAGUGGGGAUGCGGGGGGUGGUAAAAGUGGACAACAGACAUUAAUUCCAAAGGCAGUGAAUUCACUCAAAGUACUGGCUGAGUUACCCAUCAUUGUUGUGCUCAUGUACCAGUUAUACAAACAGAAUGUCCACAGUGUUGUCGCAGACUUCAUCCCAUUGAUCAUGAAUACCAUUAUUCUACAACCCUCUCUUACAGCAAGAAAAUCUCCCACGUUCAACAAGGAGGUGUAUGUUGAUUUUGUAGCAGCGCAGAUCAAAACACUGUCAUUUUUGGCAUACAUCAUCAGAAUUUAUCAAGAUAUGGUCAACACAUAUUCACAGAACAUGGUAGGAGGAAUGCUGGGUCUGCUGCGCUAUUGCCCACAGGAAGUUGCUCACCUCAGAAAAGAACUGCUGAUUGCUGCAAGACAUAUUCUGGCCACAGAUCUUCGAAAAAGGUUUGUACCUCACAUUGAUCAACUAUUUGAUGAGGAAGUCCUGAUUGGUAAAGGUUGGACCACGAAAGAGUCGUUACGUCCAUUGGCAUACAGUACCCUGGCUGAUUUGGUUCACCAUGUUCGUACUCACCUUCCCUUACCUCACCUGUCACUGGCAGUUCAUAUGUUCUCCAAGAAUGUACAUGAUGACUCACUCCCUGUCAGCAUUCAAACCAUGUCAUGCAAGCUUCUUUUGAACCUUGUGGAGGGUAUCAAGCAGAAAAGUGAUGAUCAAGGAACUGGACGUGAAAUUCUUAUGAGGAUGCUUGAAGUAUUUGUCAGAAAAUUCCAAUCAAUUGCUAAGCAUCACGUUCCAGCUAUCUUCAAGAGAUGCCCUCAAAUGAGUGAAGUCCAAGCACAGCAGCAGUCUUCAUCACAAUCAACGUCAGUUAUACCAUCUGUAACAACAAGCACAGCUGCUGAUCGCAGCUCAGUGUCCAGCAUAACUUCAACUUCCACUGCUUCAAGUUCCUCCUCAGCAGCAGUUGAAACCCAGUCUUCAGACAAACAGGAUCAAGAUGUGACAAAGAAAAUGGCUGGUGCUUCAGCUGUGGGUCCCAGUCCCCCAAAUGCCUUCUCUGUCCCUGACUGUCGCAGUAUGGUGAAGACUCUUGUGUGUGGAGUUAAGACAAUCACAUGGGGUGCAGGUUCCCGCAAGGUAAUGGGAGCUGCAAAUGAUAUCAAUGCUCCUGCAUCAGCUCAGGCCAAUAAAACAUUCCUUCCAUGGGAGACACAUCUAUUCACAAGACUUCUGAAAUAUGCCCUUCAGGCUUUAGAUAUUUAUCAAGUGUCUAUCAGUCCUAAUGGACAGUAUUAUCUCAGGCCUCCAAGUUCUCAGCAAGUGAGAAUGAAAGAAGAAAAGGAAAUCUUGGAACACUUUGCAGGAGUUUUUACUAUGAUGAACACAUCUACCUUCAAGGAGGUCUUCACUGCAAGUAUCAAGUAUCUGGUGGAGAGAAUACACACAAAUUAUGCUCUGCAGAUCAUCCCAAACUCCUUUCUGGCCAAUCCCAACACCUCAGCCACUUUUGCUACAAUCCUUGUACGGUUCCUCCUGGACAGACUGGAUGAAAUGGGAACAAACAUGGAGCGCUCUAACCUAUAUCUGAAGUUGUUCAAGUUGGUGUUUGGUUCAGUUUCUUUGUUUGCAUCUGAAAAUGAACAGAUGUUGAAGCCUCACUUGCAUGAGAUUGUGAACCGAUCCAUGCAACUUGCCUGCACCUCUAAGGAGCCAUACAAUUACUUCCUGUUGCUGAGAGCACUGUUCAGAUCCAUAGGAGGAGGAAGUCAUGACUUGCUGUAUCAGGAGUUUUUGCCUCUCUUACCAAAUCUUCUUCAAGGUUUGAACAACCUUCAGAGUGGAAUCCAUCGUCAAUACAUGAAAGAUCUGUUUGUGGAGCUGUGCCUCACAGUACCUGUCAGACUGAGCUCACUUCUUCCCUACCUACCCAUGCUCAUGGAUCCUUUGGUGUCUGCUCUGAAUGGGUCCCAGACCCUUGUCAGUCAGGGCCUGAGAACUUUGGAGCUGUGUGUUGACAAUCUUCAGCCAGAUUUUUUGUACGACCAUAUUCAGCCAGUGAGGGCUGAACUUUUUCAGGCUCUAUGGAAAACACUGCGAAAUCCACAUGACAGCAUUGCUCAUGUUGCCUUCAGGGUUUUGGGUAAAUUUGGUGGCGGCAAUCGGAGAAUGUUGAAGGAACCCCAAAAGCUAAAAUAUAACAACGCUGAAACAAAGGGGCCAUGUCUAUCAAUAUUUUACCCAGAAAAUACCAAUCCUGUUUCACUUCCCGUGACAGCUGUAAUCGAAAGAGCGUUAACAGUACUCAAGACCCUUCCUCCCAACAUGGCGGCGCUUCCUCAGCAGUCACCAAUGCAGAUUGAUCACACUGUAUUCUACAGGAAGCAGGCUUGGUUGGUUGUACAGUCUUUUCUUAUUGCCAUAAUGUCUCUUGAAGACACUGAAGCGAUAUUUCAACAAGUCUUGCAACACAAGAGCUUUAGAACUGAAAAACCUCCCAUUUGUAACAAGACAGCUGUACCACCCUGUCCGGAUGAACCAUCGAAGAAAGUGUUUGAGCAAGCUAUCACUGGUGCAUUGUUAUCUGGAACAAUAAAAGAAUUAAAGUCAGAGGCAGUUCCUUUUGUGUCGCAAAUUGUGCGACAUUACACCAUUGUGGGUGUGGUCCAACAAGCCGGACCGUGUCCGAUCAAGACUCAGGCAAGGAAUCGCCGAGGAAUUGACGUACAUGCCAUGGUUGAUGCUGUAGCAGCUGUAAUGUCGAUGGAGGAUAAGGAAUUUUACAAAGUGGGUGAAUUGGCUGUGGCUGUCUUGAUUGAAACUGCAAGCGCAAUAACAGGAGAUCCAUACAAGGCUGCAAGGCUACCUUUGUUUGAAUACCUUUCUGAAAAACUAUGUGGAUGUUGUUACGAGAGGGCGUGGUUUGCAAAGAAUGGAGGUUGCACGGCCAUCAACUUCCUAAUGCAGAAAAUGCCUGUUCAAUGGAUCAUUGAGCAUCAACUGAACUUCAUUAACGCAUUGUGUUUUGUAAUGAUGGACCUCACAAACGAGGCCCAACAUUCUGUUUCUGUGCUUGCCGAGAUUUACAAAACAACCGUUCACAAUAUCAUGCUUCCCCACAAAGGAAUUCUGGAAGACAUGAUUCCACCAAAGAAACAUCUUCUGCGUCACCAGCCAGUCAACACUCAGAUUGCAUUAAUGGAUGGUAACACGUUUUGUACGACGCUGAAUCCUCGUUUGUUCACCAUGGACUUAAGCAUUAUAGAACAUAAGAUAUUCUUUCAAGAGCUUCUUUCUCUGUGUGAAGCAGAUGACACGCAACUUUCCAAACUGCCUUGUUAUAAGGCAGUCCAGUCCCUGACUCCUCUUAGGAAAAGUGCUCUGAAUGCCCUAACCGCUUGCCAUUACAUCGUUCAAGCGAAGGAUAAAAUCUUCACUGUGUUGUACAAGGCGUUGAACUCUCCUGUGACAGAAAUACAAGAAGCUGCUAAGGAUUCUAUGAAGAAGUUCAUGGCAGGAACUCAAGUAGACAUGGAGCAGGUCCAUAUGAGCAUAAGACCUCUGUUACUCAAGUUAGGAGACUACAGGAGUUUAAACUUACAGCUUAUACAGCGAUUAUCUCAUUUGAUGGAGCUCUUUCCAGCCAGUUUUAACGAGAAACUCUGUGAGCAGCUUUUGUCUCACUUAAGAAAGUGGAUUGAUGUCGUCACAACUGGUACUACGCAGGCGCAGCAAGCGGCUGGAAAAACAAACCACACUCCUGAAGAUUUUGCUCAAGAAUUGAAAAUCUGUGCUUCGAUAAUCAACAUGUUUUACUUAAUUCCUGCUGCGUCAUCGAAGCUGAUUGAACAUCUCGUUACCUUGGUUCUGAAGGCAGAAAAAGCUCUUCUGAUGGAGAUUGGAAGCCCGUUGAGAAAGCCACUAUUGAAGUUCUUGGUUCGCUAUCCUAUCCAGACCGUGGAUUAUUUCUUGUUGCAACUUGCAGGAUCCCAAAUGAAUCGUCUGUUGAUGGAUGGAACACCAAUUCAUCGCUGGAGAGAACCAAAGCUGUUAGCAAAAUGUUUAUUGAACUACAUCAAGCAUAAACCAUCGGAGGUGGAAUUACUCUUCCAGUUACUUCGUGUGUUCACCAUUCGUCAUGUUCCUGACUUCCAUUUUCUGAGAAAAUUUCUAGAUGAAACGGUGGCCAAGGGUUACACGGUGGAACAAAAGAGAAUUGUUUUCUUCAAAUUUGUGGAACUGUUUCAUGAUCAGAAUUUUCCUCAGGAACUUAAAGCCAAGGCCUUGCAGUAUGUGUUGAUUCCCAUGUUUCAAGUGUCGUUUGAGCGGGGGGAGGGUGACGGUCUGAUAGGUGGACCCCCCAGCCCUGAACAGGACAGCAAUGAAAAUGUUAUCAGCGUGUUUGUGUGUAAAGUUGUGGAUCCUGAUAAUCCCUUUGGAACAUCUGAUGCAGUUCGUAUUUUGUUGCUACAGUUCUCAGCGUUGCUGGUAGAGCACGCCUCACAACACAUACAUGACGCUGCAAACAAGCGGCAAGGUAUUAAAUUACGUCGUUUGAUGACAUUUGCUUGGCCCUGUCUUUUGCCAAAACAGUGUGUGGAUCCAUCCACAAAGUACCAUGGUCAUUUGCUACUGGCCCACAUCAUUGCCAAGUUUGCUAUCCACAAGAGAAUCGUCUUACAGGUUUUUCACAGCUUAUUGAAAGCUCAUGCAGUCGAGGCUCGCGGUGUUGUGAGACAGGCUUUGGACAUUUUGACGCCUGCCAUGCCAGCAAGAAUGGAAGAUGGAAACGCGAUGCUGACUCACUGGACGAAGAAAAUUAUCGUGGAAGAAGGUCACACUGUGGCCCAGUUGGUUCACAUGCUGACAUUAUUGGUUCGUCAUUAUCGGGUGUACUAUCCUGUAAGAAUCCAUCUGAUUCAACACAUGGUUAGCGCUAUGCAGAGGCUAGGAUUUACCACCAGUGCGUCUAUUGAACAUCGUAAACUUGCUGUGGAUCUGGCAGAAGUGAUCUUAAAAUGGGAAUUGCAACGAAUUAAAGAUGACCAGGAACAAACGACAACUUCAGAGGUGAAUGAACCAUCGACUACUAUGGGAUCCCCUGGUGAAACUCUUUCCCGCCGAUGUGUAGUCCUCCUGAAAACUGCAUUGAAACCAGAUGUGUGGCCAGGUACUGAUCUGCGGGUUGGAUGGCUGGACAAAAUCUUAGUUACUGUGGAUCAAACGCCAGCCGCCAAUUAUGCUAACGUGUGCACAGCUAUUGAGAUAUUGACUUAUCUACUGUCAGUCUUGCCGCAGCAAACCAUCCUGACUCUGUUUAAACCUCUUCAAAGAGGAAUUGCUACCUGUAUGACUUGCCAGAACACAAAGGUUAUACGUGCCAUUCACACUCUACUCGCCAGAUUGAUGACGUUGUUUCCCUUGGAAUCAAGUGCAGCAACUUCAAAAUAUGAUGAAUUAGAAACCUUGUACGGAAACGUCGGCAAAGUAAUAUUUGACGGCCUCACAAACUACGAGAGGUCGGCCAAUGGAGCAACAUCUAUUUUCUACGGACCUUUGAUGAUGUUGAAAGCAGCUUGUAUGAACAAUCCUUCAUACAUUGAUCGUUUGAUGACUCAGUUUUUCAAAGCAUUGCAGCGAAUGCACAAGGAUCAUAUUAAUGCUGUGCUCGGAGAAAGCACAGGUGCAAGUGAUAUGUUGAUUCUGUGUCUGGAGUUGAUCCGUGGCCGACUUGGAGUUAUGAGCGCCGAGAUUAGAAAACUGUUCUUUAUCAUUCUCACGACACUGAUUGAAAAAUCACCCGAUUCAAAACUUCUUCGCGCCAUCACGAAGUUUGUAGAAGACUGGAUAAAGACCAAAAUGACGCAAAUGACGAUUCAGCGGUUGCCCACUCUAAGAGAGAAGUCCUUGCUACUGGUGCGUAUGAUGGCCAAUUACGAGAAGAGAUUCCCUGAGGAUUUUGAACUCCAAGCGCAGUUUUUAGAGCUUGUUAAUUACGUCUAUAGAGAUGAGACUUUAGUUAGCACCGAACUGGCUUCAAAACUUGAGCCUGCAUUCCUGUCAGGAUUGCGGUGUAUCCAACCACAGAUCCGGUCAAGAUUUAUGGAGGUUUUUGAUAAAACCAUGAAGAAGAAGCUGUAUGAUCGACUGCUUUAUGUCUUCUGUUCUCAGAACUGGGAAGCAAUGGGUCAUCACUUCUGGAUUAAACAAUGUAUCGAGCUUCUCCUAGCUGUGUCUGCAUGCGAGAGGCCUGUAACACCCUCCAGUACAUUCAGCAUGCUUCCUUCGGUGACAUCGUUCCUUCGGUCUGCCGACAACCAAUCAGGUAAAGAAAUUCUUGCACAUGCUCAGCGACAGAAGACCGCUAUCCCUGAGGAUAGUAAAGAAGAAAAAAUGGAAACAGACAGCAGCGCUGCUUCAGAAAUCAAGAAGGAGAAACAUGACUCUCGUUAUCUCUUUGAGAUCGAUGAUUCCGAGCAACUACUCAGCGCUUUGGACAAAGGUUCUCCCGUCAGUCGAACAAAGGAGAGAGACGCUGUCAAGUUACUGGCUGAAAAACACGGAAAAUUCAUGGACAAGCUGCGUGAGGUCAAGACCGCAUCGUUCCUGGGACCCAUGGCUCAGUUGUGCCACAAGUACUCCAACCUGGCACAUACUGUGUGGUGUGAAGAAUAUUCCAAUCAUCAGAUAACACAUCAACAACAACAAGUCAUUGAUUUUUCGCCGUUUGAAGAAGACCCGUCAGAGAUUAACCAACAUGAAACUCUUGACGCUUUAGCGGAGAUGUACUCAUUACUAAAUGAAGAAGACAUGUGGGCUGGUCUGUGGCAGCAGCGCUGUCGGUAUCCUGAGACAGCCACUGCUAUCGCGUAUGAGACCCAGGGCUUCUAUGAACAGGCACAGUCUGCUUACGAAGUG
Molecule: messenger RNA, 7674 nt
Organism: Pocillopora damicornis (cauliflower coral)
Lineage: Eukaryota; Metazoa; Cnidaria; Anthozoa; Scleractinia; Pocilloporidae
Product: transformation/transcription domain-associated protein
Biological process (GO): regulation of DNA-templated transcription; DNA repair
Cellular component (GO): nucleus; SAGA complex; NuA4 histone acetyltransferase complex
Molecular function (GO): protein binding
Source: RefSeq, a predicted model, not a curated record